AUGUUUUCCAUCGAUAAGCACCUCCCUCACUUCUCUGCACUGACAUGGACUGCCAUUUGGCGCUACACACUUGGCCGAUGUGCUUUGAUAUGGAAUUUCGCCUUGCGCAUCUUAGUUGGAGAACAUAAAGCACCGCCACUCGAUGUUGAGGCCCAGCAGCAGCAAUCCAAGACAGCAUGCAUAGAACGUCCUCCAUACCCACAGGAGCUUACUUAUAUCCCUAUCCCGGGACCAUGGCGACGCAAAGAGAAACCAAACUGGCCUGACUCGGUCUUCCAAAUUCCCACCGAAGUGCCCGAUGGCACCAUAUACUAUGUCACAAAAGGGAGAUGGAUUGGCCAAGGGGGCACAGCACAUAUUGAACUCCUUCCAUCGGGUGAUAUCGUCAAGUACCCCAAGUCAAACCCAUACUGCCGAAUAAACGAGCAAGAAAAUCGCGAUCGCAUCAUGUCCGAGGCCAAAGUCUACGAGCGGCUUCAAACUUCACUAUACGUCCCUAAGCUUAUAGACUGGGACCCGAGUUCGUGCUGUUUGACUUUAGAGUACUUGGAAAAUGGAAGUCUCGACACGUACGUUGGCAAACGUGUUGAAAAAGCUACUUGCGGUAACGAAGUGAUAAACCACAUUCCUAUCCAAGUUCGGCAACGGUGGGCGAUUCAGGCAGCCAGGGCAUUGGCAGAUGUCCACGCAGCUCAAGUGAUUCAUUGCGAUGUCACGCCACGCAAUUUCUUGUUAAAUGCAGACUUGGAUCUUCGCAUUUCCGACUUUGCUGGCUGCUCAAUUGCUGGGUCUCCGCCCCUUGUCGCGCCCGGGCCAAGAUAUCUACCACCAGGUUGGAGUUGGAAUCGAAAGGCAGUAGAAGCGGAUGAUAUCUUCGCACUAGGCUCGGUCUUGUACUUUAUUAUUGUUGGUAUAGAACCGUACGCAGACCUAGAGGAAGAAGAAGUGGAGGAGUUAUUCCAGGGAGCAAAGUUCCCGCAUGUGGACCAACUCUCAUGUGGAGGGAUUAUUCAGGAUUGCUGGCAUGGUACCCUUUCCUCCACAAAGCUGGUAGUGGACGCCUUGAACAGCCUAGAGUGGGAGGUUAACACUUGA
Messenger RNA from Metarhizium acridum CQMa 102, 1095 nucleotides. RefSeq lists its product as uncharacterized. The record is from RefSeq and is a predicted model, not a curated record. Lineage: Eukaryota; Fungi; Ascomycota; Sordariomycetes; Hypocreales; Clavicipitaceae. Gene Ontology annotation, molecular function: protein kinase activity; ATP binding. Gene Ontology annotation, biological process: protein phosphorylation.